AUGACAUUCUCUAUAGUAUCUUUUAAUGUGAAUGGGUUUAUACCUUGUUUGAUAAGGAAAGGAUAUAAGGAAAAUGAGAUAUCAAGUUUUUUGGAUGAAAUCUACAGCUCAGAAGUACCUUGGAAUGGUGUAGAACUACCAAGACCAAGCAUUGUUUGUAUACAAGAGUGUAAAAUGAAUAGUGAAGAAGAUAUAAAUUAUUGUACUGGGUGCCCAAAUAGACAUCAUGCUUUUUAUUCCUUACCAACAAAUUAUAAACGUUACAGUGGAGUUGCAACAUUCUGCCGUAAAGAUGAAGCCACUCCUAGAGAAGCUACAAGUGGUUUUUCUUGGAUAGAAAAAGAGGAUAAAAUUUUUAAGAUAGAGGAUAGUGAGAUAUAUAGUGAUGAAAUAAAAGAAUUCAAUUAUGAAGAAAUAUUGAAGGAACCAAAGAAUUAUCGAAAAUUUGACUACUCUCUUAGUGAUAUGGAUAUAGAGGGAAGAUGUAUAAUAACAGAUCAUGUAGAUUUCUUAUUAGUUAACUUAUAUCUACCUUUAGUUAGAAAAGUUCUAGCUGAUAACUUUGAAAAUACUGAUAAUUUAGCCAGCUUGACUAGAGCAUCAUACAGAUUAGCAUUUAAUCAGUAUCUAAGGUUAAUGCUAGAUGUUAUUACUACUAAAAAUAAGAGAGAUGUAAUAUUAGUAGGAGAUAUGAAUGUAACACUUGAUGAUAUAGAUUCAUAUUAUGAAUACAAUACUUGUAAGAAAGACCGAGUAGGUCAUUUUAAAGAAUUAGAAGACUUAAUGGAUAUAUCAUCUUCUUACUCAUUAUUUUAUAAUCAGAUUCGCACUGAUAUGAAAUUACUGCUUAGAGACUUUAAUUUGAUAGACGCAUAUCGUCUUUUUUAUCCAGGUAAAAUAAAUAAGUAUACAUGUUGGGAUCAGACUAAAUGCUCAAGAAUUAAUAACCGAGGUAGUAGAAUUGACCUUUUUCUUGUUUCAAGAAAUUUAAUAAAUAGAGUAAAGGGAUGUGAAAUUAUAGAUAAUGUUUGUGGUUCUGAUCAUUGUCCAAUUGUACUUAUAAUGUCAGGUAAUUUACAAAAUAUAAAUCCAAAUACUCCACCCUCUUUGUGCUCAAAAUAUCUACCAAGUUGUAUACUAAAACAAAGUUUGUUAUCCAAUUUUUUUGUAAAAGAAAAACCUAAUGAUCUACAAAGGCCUGUUUUAGAAAAAGACCGAACUUCUAAAAAACUCAUAUUGGAUAAUCAAGAUAAGGAUAUACCUAAUUGCAAACAUGGAAUGAGAUGUAUUAAAAAGUAUGUAUCUAAAAAUGGUAUUAAUAAAAAUCGAUCAUUUUGGACAUGUUCGAAAUCAGACUUACUAAAGUGUAAUUACUUUGAAUGGGUAAAGGAAAAACGUCAAUUAUGUUCUAUUACAACUUUUGUUAAACAAAAUCAAAAAAUCAAUUAG
Molecule: messenger RNA, 1449 nt
Organism: Cryptosporidium muris RN66
Lineage: Eukaryota; Apicomplexa; Conoidasida; Eucoccidiorida; Cryptosporidiidae
Product: endonuclease/exonuclease/phosphatase family protein
Exons: 1
Coding region: 1-1449 (482 amino acids)
Biological process (GO): base-excision repair
Cellular component (GO): nucleus
Molecular function (GO): zinc ion binding; DNA binding; DNA-(apurinic or apyrimidinic site) endonuclease activity
Source: RefSeq, a predicted model, not a curated record